AUGUCGAUGAGCCCUAAGCAUACGACUCCUUUUUCUGUUUCCGAUAUCUUGAGUCCCCUUGAGGAGAGCUAUAAGAAAGUAAGUAUGGAGAAUAACAACUUGGGGGCACCUCUCACUUCUUACCGGCAGCCGCAGGUCUCUCAGGCGGCGAUGCAGCAGCACCACAUGGGCCAUAAUGGGACUGUGUCUGCGGCUUACCACAUGACUGCGGCAGGUGUUUCUCAGCUGUCACACACGGCCAUGGGGGGCUACUGUAACGGCAACCUGGGCAACAUGGGCGACCUGCCGUCCUACCAGGACGGCAUGAGGGGCAGCGCCACGGCCACCGGCUGGUACGGAGCCAACCCAGACCCGCGUUUCUCCACCAUUUCUCGCUUCAUGGGGUCGUCGUCGGGCAUGAACAUGGGCAGCAUGGGCAGCCUCAGCUCCCUGGCAGACGUGGGCAAAGGCAUGGGCUCCCUGUCCAGCACCCCGAGGAGAAAAAGGCGAGUGCUAUUCUCGCAGGCUCAAGUCUACGAGCUGGAGCGACGCUUCAAGCAGCAGAAAUACCUGUCGGCGCCGGAGAGGGAGCACCUGGCAAGUAUGAUCCACCUCACCCCGACCCAGGUGAAAAUCUGGUUCCAGAAUCACCGGUAUAAGAUGAAGAGGCAGGCUAAAGACAAAGUCUCCCAACAGCAGAUGCAGCAGGACAGCGGCUCCUGCCAGCAGCAGCAGCAGCAACAGUCCCCGCGGAGGGUGGCUGUGCCGGUGCUGGUCAAGGACGGGAAGCCGUGCCAAGGCAGCGGCCACACGCCAACGUCCUCCGCGCAGACGCACCACCAGCAAGGGGGCAAUGUCAUGAUCAUGUCCAGCAACGCGUCCGGCCUCGGGCAGCACCAGAGCCAGCAGGUGGGAAGCACAGGUCACUCUCCAGACUUGGCGCCGCACUCCUCCAGUCCGCCCUCGCUGCAGAGCCAAGUGGCCGGCCUCUCCCACCUCAACUCCCCCGGCGCAGAGUACGGCUCGGCCCUGCAGUGUUCGGCCCUGUUAUACGGCAGGACGUGGUGA
Molecule: messenger RNA, 1047 nt
Organism: Stegastes partitus (bicolor damselfish)
Lineage: Eukaryota; Metazoa; Chordata; Actinopteri; Pomacentridae
Gene: nkx2-1
Product: NK2 homeobox 1
Exons: 2
Coding region: 1-1047 (348 amino acids)
Biological process (GO): cell differentiation; regulation of transcription by RNA polymerase II
Cellular component (GO): nucleus
Molecular function (GO): DNA-binding transcription factor activity, RNA polymerase II-specific; RNA polymerase II cis-regulatory region sequence-specific DNA binding
Source: RefSeq, a predicted model, not a curated record